Chelmon rostratus (copperband butterflyfish) is the source of this 1426-nucleotide messenger RNA. RefSeq names its product TSR3 ribosome maturation factor (gene tsr3). The record is from RefSeq and is a predicted model, not a curated record. Gene Ontology annotation, molecular function: rRNA small subunit aminocarboxypropyltransferase activity. Lineage: Eukaryota; Metazoa; Chordata; Actinopteri; Chaetodontiformes; Chaetodontidae. Gene Ontology annotation, biological process: maturation of SSU-rRNA. The transcript is spliced from 6 exons. Bases 332 to 1234 code for a protein of 300 amino acids.
GCGCCUGCGCGUGUGUCUUGGAUCACGACGUGCUCUCCGCGAAGCAAAAUAGCGAAAGCCAAGAGACCUGUAUUUAAAUUAUAUAAAAACCCGUGCAAACUUGUAAACGGAGGCUAGUACUAAUUGUAUCGUGAUAGUCUAACUUUGGAAUUGUGCAAGCGUAGAUUAAAUACGAAACGUUUAUUUUGUCGAGAUAAAUUCCUCAGACAUUCUGGUGUCAGUGGGAUAGCUAGUAGGCUAAUGUCAAAGUAAAUAUCGUUAACAGAUGCUGGUUUGUUUUAAUGCAGGUUGUAUUCUGGCAGUAGCUAACUAGCUGUCCACUGGUUGCAACAUGGGACGAAAGAAACACGACAAGUUUGUUCGUCCUGACAACAAGGGCAAAGAAAAAAGGCAUAGAAUGAAGGGAAAAUCCUUAGAGGCCUUUACAGAAGAAAUGCACACAGCUUUUGAAGCGAGUCUUCACGUAGAGGAGGGAGCACAGGCCCCUCAGGUGAAACUGCCUUGUCCUCUUGCCAUGUGGGAGUUGGGUCACUGUGAUCCCAAGCGUUGUACUGGCAGAAAGCUGGUACGAAAGGGCUUUGUACGCAACCUGCGCCUCAAUCAGAGAUUUAACGGACUCAUACUUAGUCCAAUGGGCACAAAGUAUGUGACACCGGCAGACAGGGAGAUUGUGGCUCAAAGUGGGUUAGCAGUGAUCGACUGUUCCUGGGCCAAGCUGGAGGAGACUCCGUUCAACAAGAUGGUCGGAACUCAUCCCAGGUUACUGCCAUACCUCGUUGCUGCAAACCCCGUCAACUACGGCAAGCCUUGCAAAUUGUCUUGUGUUGAGGCUUUUGCGGCCACAUUCUGCAUUGUAGGUUUUGAAGAACUAGCAGUGCUCUUGUUGAAGAAAUUCAAGUGGGGGACAGUGUUCCUGGAUCUCAAUAAAGUUCUGCUGGACCGCUAUGCUGCUUGCCAGUCAGAGGAGGAGCUGCUCUCUGUAGAAAAGGAUUUUCUCAUGUCCAAACCAGAGGAGGAGGAGUUUGAUCCAUUUGAUGUUGACUCAGGAGUAGAAUGUAGGAAUCUCAACAGACGUCAGUGUGCACCUGAAGAUGAUGAUUCCAGUGAGGAUACAGACACCUCAGAGGAUAAUGAUGACGAAGCAGAAGAUGAACAAGCAGAGAGUGACACUGAGUCAAAAACAGUCUCUCAUCAUCACGAAGAGGAGGAGACUGAAUCAAAGUCAUUACAAUAAAGCAUAUUUCAGCUAUGGAUUCUUUUACUACAAGGACUGGCAAAACUUUUUCAACAUUUGUGAUUAAUACAUCAACUGAUGGCUUUUUGGGGUUAUCCAGUUUUGUAUAAGUAUCCAAAUAAUAAGACAUUUUUACAAUAAAUUGUAUGUUUUUUAUGUAAACAGACUUAAUAAAUGAACAUUUGCACCUGU